This is a messenger RNA of Diaporthe batatas, 1893 nucleotides long. RefSeq lists its product as uncharacterized. Gene Ontology annotation, molecular function: heme binding; oxidoreductase activity. Gene Ontology annotation, cellular component: endoplasmic reticulum. The transcript has 2 exons. NCBI's taxonomy places the organism in Eukaryota, Fungi, Ascomycota, Sordariomycetes, Diaporthales, Diaporthaceae. The record is from RefSeq and is a predicted model, not a curated record. The coding region runs from base 204 to 1586 and encodes 460 amino acids.
AUACGCACAGCCCGGUGGACAGGGUGUGAUAGGGGACUUCUUGCUGGCCAGGUAGUUUUGAUAUUCCGCUUCCAUUUAUAUACAAGGCCACUGUCAGAACUCAUCGUCGACAAUUUUAUAGCAUACUGUGAAUAGGCCUCGUCUAGAGAAACAUUACUUUCCAAAGUCUUUCUCACACUUUGCUUUGGAACACUCAGUACACUAUGUCUGUAGACACAGAAUAUACGGCCAAAGAUGUUGCCGCCCAUCGGGGGCCCGAAGACGCCUGGAUGGUCAUUAACGGCGAGGUCUAUGAUCUGACCAAAUAUCUGGAAGAGCAUCCUGGUGGCGCGGAGAUCUUGGUGGAAGCUGCCGGAACAGACGCAACUGAGGCUUUCGACAACGCCGGUCAUUCUGAGGACGCGUUCGAGAUCAUGGCCGAUUUCCGCGUCGGCAAGCUUAAGAGCGCCGGAAAGCCUGCAGCAAAACCAGUGCGUGUGACACUGCAGACACCACCAGCGUCGAAAAAGUCAGGCACCAGCGCAUCAACAGCAGUCGGCGGGGCAGUCGUGUCUCUAGGUGCUCUGGCCGGAGCCACACUCGGCCUGCGCAGGAUGGAUCUGUCAGCACUAUCAAAUCUUCUCAAGCUCAGACAAGCUCAGGGCUCAAGAAGUGGGAGCGGAUUCGGGUUUGUAGAGGGCUUCAUUAUUGCAACAGCACUUGCACUCGUUGCAGGAGGCGUGGCGGUCAGGAAAUUCUCUCAACUGCUCGAUAUGGAGUCUGGCGCGCUUCACCACGCAGCACACAAGAAGAUCCCAAGAGUAGCAAAGGCAGACCCUCUGCUGCAGCGCGGCUUUUUGGACCCGCAGACAUACCACCCCCUGCCCCUGAUUGAGAAGGAGCUCGUCACACCAAACGUUUACAGACUCGUGUUCGAGCUGCCAACACCAGACGCCGUUCUGGGCCUGCCGAUCGGCCAGCAUGUGGCCAUCAAGACGACGAUAGACGGCGCAACGGUUCAGCGAUCGUACACACCCGUAUCCAACAACUCAGACAAGGGUAUCCUGGAGCUCGUUAUCAAGGUAUACGACGACGGCCAGCUCACCGGCAAGUACCUGAAGCACCUGUCCGUCGGAGAUGAGGUCAUGUUCCGCGGUCCCAAGGGCGCCAUGCGGUACACGAGGGGCCUCUGCAAGAAGAUCGGCAUGCUGGCAGGAGGCACAGGGAUAACACCCAUGUACCAGCUUAUCCGCGCCAUCUGCGAGGACGAAAGGGAUACGACCGAGGUCAGCCUCAUCUACGCCAACCGGUCAGAGGACGACAUCCUGCUGCGCAAGGACCUCGAGUCCUUCGCCAGGCGAUACCCCAAGAACUUCAAGAUGUUCUACCUGCUAGAUAACCCUCCGGAGAACUGGGCAUACGGCACGGGAUACGUCACCAAGGAGCUCAUGGCGGAGAAGUUCCCCGGUCCAAAGGAGGACGGCUCCAGGGUUAUGCUUUGCGGGCCGCCGGGCAUGAUCAACGCCGCGAAGAAGGGAUUGGUCGAGCUGGGGUACGAAAAGCCCGGGGCUUCGUCAAAGAUCACGGACCAGGUCUUCUGCUUCUAGGCUAGCGAAAUCUGAAACUCGACACUUCGAUAGGAGGGUCACAUUGUCGCAAUUGGGCAUCGGAGCUACCCGCGUGUUCCGCGGGGCGCGUGAUAGGAAGAUUGGGUCAAGUUCAAGGUCCGAUUGGGGAACACUAGAUGUUGAUUGGGCGUCAUUAUGGCUUCAAACGGGACGUUGCAUUAGCUGGCGUCUAGAGGGUGGUUGCAUUUCGUAAGGCUGGACUAGGAUUGGAGUUUUGAGAAACUUUACCCACCUUCCUAGGUACCUAUAUUCUAGAUGAUAAUUCUAUCACGAGAGAUCGCACAAU